Gadus chalcogrammus (walleye pollock) is the source of this 3843-nucleotide messenger RNA. Its product is annotated as tumor necrosis factor receptor superfamily member 14-like. Gene Ontology annotation, biological process: defense response to Gram-negative bacterium; defense response to Gram-positive bacterium; negative regulation of alpha-beta T cell proliferation. Gene Ontology annotation, molecular function: protein binding. Bases 350 to 1102 code for a protein of 250 amino acids. Gene Ontology annotation, cellular component: external side of plasma membrane. The record is from RefSeq and is a predicted model, not a curated record. Lineage: Eukaryota; Metazoa; Chordata; Actinopteri; Gadiformes; Gadidae. The transcript has 8 exons.
GCGUCAUCAUUUGCGAGCCGUCUCGUUAUCACUAGGACGGUGAACGCGCCUUUACCCCCGAAAGGACAUCGGCCCUGGACGGGAACGUCUCCCCUGUGCUCCCCGACUACGGUCUGGGAGCCAAAGAGCAGAAAAGAUGCGGAGUCCCCAGGAUAUGGAUAUCCAGAUCAACCUCCUCAAACUUGCUUCGUAAUAAAUCCAAAGAGCAGGAUGAGUUCUUAGAUAAAGUGUCGUGCUCUAGGCCUGAACAAUCCAAAAGAAUAGGCUACGUGAAAUGGUCAAAUGAGGCGUUUUGCUACCAUUUCGCCCACAGCUGUUAAACAUUAAAUACCCAGAACAUAUCUGAAUAAUGCGAUGCGUCGUUGUGAUCCUGACCUGCGUCUCCCUGGCCCUCAGCCCUCCAGGAGAAGGCUGUCGUUCUGGGGAGUAUGAGCCCGCUCCUGGGAUGUGCUGCCCACUGUGCGAUAAAGGGAGUGUUGUGCUGCGAGACUGCACCGACGAGUCGAGUACCAACUGCAGACCGUGUGAGAGUGGCACCUACAUGGACGCAGACAACGGACGCAGCCAGUGUAUGAGCUGUCGACCCUGUAUCGCAGAACAAGGUCUGGGGACACAACGGGAGUGCUCCAGAGUACGGGACUCAGCCUGCAGCGUAUUGGAUGGCUUCUACUGCCAAGCGUCCAAUCAGGAGUCAGGCUGCUCCCUGGCUGAGAUGCACACUCGUUGCACAGCUGGCCAGACGGCGGCGGAGCCUGGAACCAGGACCACGGACACGGUCUGCGAGGACUGCGCGACAGGGUUUUACUCUCCAGAUGGAACAAACUGUACAGCAUGGAACAUCUGCGUGGAUGGAGAGGUUGAGCGGCACGAAGGCAGCCGAACCAAGGACGUGCUCUGUGCUAAAGCCCCAGGCAGGCAUCACUAUGUCAUAAUAAUACCAGUACUGGUCGCCACCGGAGCUGUGGUAUGGAUGCUAGUCCAUGCCUCUCGCCACCAGGGGGGGCUGCAGCCCCCCCACUUCCAGCGUCCAUGGUCUGGGGCCCCCUGCUUGAGCUGCUCCCCCCGCGACCCGACCCCGGAUAAGCGGACGAAAAUGAGAUGAUGAGAACCAAAGAACCGAUGUACAAGCCGCAUUGUAGGAUUGAAAUUGUUUGGCUGAUUACAAAUAUUAUUACAACAUUGAUAUGAAUAUUGUUUUGUCCCAUAGGCAUCAGAGGAGGUGGACAGUGAAGAGUUGGAACCCCAGCAAAGCUUACUGUAACCCAAUUGAAGCAGCAGUAGUUGGUGUUGAGGUGAUGUUAACAUUCUGUGAUGUCAAGCUUUCAGGUCCCACAUUGUCCCGCUUCUUACACGGCUACUUGCCAAAACGAAAAAAACACACGGUGUGUGUUUUAAAUAUAUUUGUUACCAGCGUUCGUAGUAUUGAUCAGCAGAGAAAUAGUCUGCCAAAGACGUUGACGUUGCUUAGCAACCGAGGACGCUGGGGUUGAGAAGUUACCGGACUUCUUGCGGAGUGAUACGGAAGACAGCAAAAAAAUCAUUUUCCUUGACAGCGGUCAUUAUAUGCUUAGCAAUGGUGAAUUAUCAAAAAAAUAUUCACUGCUGGAAGUUUUGAAGGCCGUUGCAAGUGAGCGUUCCGCAGCAAUGAGAAGAGCCGUGUAAUGAAUAACGAUAGUCACAUUCAUUAUUCGAUAUUCUACAUGACUCAGACUAUUUGACUAUUCGACGAUCGUUGCCCAUCCCUAAUAGUAAUACAUGGUUAAACUUAGAUGAAAAAAGCAAUAAUUGCAUGACUUGACGAGUCCCGAAGCUCGAGUCUGAGUCAAGUCUGAAGUCUUUUGGGUGGAGUCACAUGUCAAGUCUGAAGUCACAGUUUGUGCGACUUGAGUGCGACUCGAGUUCGAGUCUCAGACUCGAGUCCCCAUCUCUGGUGUGUGUGUGUGUGUGUGUGUGUGUGUGUGUGUGUGUGUGUGUGUGUGUGUGUGUGUGUGUGUGUGUGUGUGUGUGUGUGUGUGUGUGUGUGUGUGUGUGUGUGUGUGUGUUAACCUCCAAGUGCCUUAGCGUUUCAAAAUAACAAUGUUUAGGCUGCGGCUGAUUUUGUGUAAACUUGCAGUGCUUAAAAACAUCGGGCCCUCGUGAAACAGGCGGUUGCGCGGUCGUUGUGCGUGGGUUGUGAUCACCUUGUGCGAUGGCUUGCAAACCUGCUUAAUAAUAAUAAUUGUAUAAGCUUUAUAAGGCCGAUUAGCAAGGCUAACUUGCUCACUUAUUUCAGGACUCAAUGACUACUGCCGCCUCUGGCAUGGCUCCAACCAAAACAUUGGCGGGUAGUUUCAAAAAAACAAUGUUUAGGCUGCGUCUGAUUUUGUGUAAACUUGCGGUGCUUUAGAACGCAACAGCUGACCUCCCAACGAGUAUUAUGGUACCUUAACGCAAAGGCAACUUUAAGCUAUCUAUUCGAACUGAACCUGUGCUAUGGCGUAGCCCUACUCAUGUUUUUCUCCUCCAGUUCUCCGUCAGUUAGAGACGGCAUCAUAUUUAUUGAGUGCUUAUGUUUGACAAGGCAUUAGCAUAUGCUGCCGGGAAGUGCUUGUAAGAGUCCUACAACUCAUCGUUCUAACUCACGUUGCAUAUGUUUCUAAUCUGAUAUAUGUUGAAUAUAUCUAAGUGAUGUGUUUUUGGAUGUGCAUCUUGAAAUUACUUGUGAUUAAAAGCAAUAAAACAGUUGACCUGAUAGUAGAUUGAAAGUGUUUUAGUGUUCCGUUCCUCAAGGGCCCCAGUGAUCACGGGUGGGGGCCCCACCCGUCAGAGGCCAGCCUCUUGGCCGGCCCUGGAGGAAGGCCGAGCUCUCUGAGUGGCCAACGACGUGCGUCGCGACGUAGGUCGCAUUGGUCGGGUCGUAGGUCACAUUGGUCGUGACGUAGGUCGCAUUGGUCGCGAAGUAGGUCGCUCGUCUGGCUGCUUUCAGUCGCUGUGGUCGCUGACUGGCUUGGUCGCUCAAAAUCUAUGGGCGGUCGUUUAUCAGUUAAUUUGCAUGUUAAGGUAACUUAACGGGUUUUUUGCGACAGUUGAAGAACCAGAAAGCCAUGCUCUCUGGCGAAAGCUUCCUACAGCUCUUUAUUGCAAAUAUUAUUUUAAUAUGGAAGUAGGCCUACAGUUUAAAAUGAUGAAAUCGUUGGUCCAUCAGUAUCAAUGAAAUAUAUUAGUUGUAAUUUGGGGCGGAUUCAAAUAAUGUAUUUUAGAUAUUAUAUAGCCUAUUUGUUUUCUUAAAUGACAGUAAGCCUAAUAAGGUAUAUUAUACACAAAGUUCUUUGUUAUAGAGUGAUAUAUUAGUUGUAAUUUGGGGCGUAUUCAAAUAAUGUAUUUAAUAUAUUAUAUAUAGCCUUUUUGUUUUGUUAAAUGUCAUUAAGCCUAAUAAGGUAUGUUAUGCAAAAAGUUCUUCGUUAUAGAGUGAUAUAUGUAAAUAUAAGUGCACAUUGUAAAAAAAAUUGUCACAGUGGUACAAGCGGAAGCGUCGCCGGGUUAGGAUUCAAGUAGGCGGUUGUUCGAUUCUCUCUGGGAUCAGAUACAUUUCUGCUCUUUUAGUCAAACUUAUUGACGCAAUCGGCGUCUUUCAUUUGAACAUUUUUGUAUGAUUUAGUACGAUGGUAUGAUAAUUAUACGACGUAAUGACGGGCUGCGACGCCUUGCUGGUAUCGGCUGGCUGGCAGCGACGACAGGCCAGCCACGGCAGGCCGCUGUCUGUGGCGCCACUAUCCACUCGCCAUAUCCACUCGCCAUACUACUGCGGCCCUGCCUGCCCUGGCUGGGAGCCCUUGUAGCUGGACGUCUGCGGUCCACGGAGUG